CCGAACUUUUGGCAAAAGUUCACCGUGCAGCACCUGUGUGAGAGACUCUCAGAGACAGAGCUACAGCAUUUGGCUGUAUCCCACAACUUCGUCUUGAAUCAUUUCCAUUUCUUCCUGUUAUUCUCGCAAUCAUGUCUGCUGCACAGCUAUUGAACCCCAAGGCCGAGUCGAGGAGGAGAGGAGAAGCCCUCAAGGUCAACAUCUCCGCUGGAGAAGGUCUACAGCAGGUCUUGUCAUCAAACUUGGGACCACUGGGAACGCUGAAGAUGUUGGUUGAUGGAUCAGGAAGCAUCAAACUCACAAAAGAUGGCAGCGUCUUAUUAAAAGAGAUGCAAAUCCAAAAUCCCACCGCCGUCAUGAUCGCCCGCGCCGCUACCGCACAAGACGAAAUCACCGGCGACGGUACCACCUCAGUUGUUCUCAUGGUCGGCGAACUCCUCAAGCAAGCGGACCGCUACAUCUCCGAAGGGCUGCACCCUCGAGUGAUCACGGACGGCUACGAGCUCGCGAAGACGGAAGCGCUCAAAUUCCUCGACGCUUUCAAGCUGAAGCGUGAGGUCGACCGCGAACUCCUGCUUUCCGUUGCCCGCACAUCGCUCGCUACCAAAUUGAACAGCUCGCUUGCCGAGAAGCUGACUCCUGAUAUCGUGGAUGCGGUGUUGGCGAUCUACCAGGCGCCUGCGAAGCCGGAUUUACAUAUGGUGGAGAUCAUGACGAUGCAGCAUCGGACGGCGUCGGAUACCCAGCUGAUUCGUGGGCUGGCGCUGGACCAUGGAGCGAGACAUCCGGACAUGCCGAAGAAGGUCAAGAAUGCGUUCAUCCUAACACUAAACGUGAGCUUGGAGUACGAGAAGUCGGAGAUCAACUCCGGAUUCUACUACUCGAGCGCCGACCAGCGGGAAAAGCUCGUCGAGAGUGAGCGAAAAUUUGUGGACGCGAAGCUGAGGAAGAUCGUGGAGUUGAAGCAGCAUGUUUGCGGUGAUGAUCCGAAGAAGGGAUUCGUCGUCAUCAACCAGAAAGGAAUCGAUCCUCUGAGCUUGGAUGUGUUGGUCAAGAACGGGAUCUUCGCCUUAAGAAGAGCCAAGCGAAGGAACAUGGAGAGGUUACAGCUCAUCUGUGGAGGCAUCGCUCAGAACAGCGUUGAAGAUCUGUCACCGGACGUUCUUGGGUGGGCUGGGCUGGUUUAUGAGCAUCAGCUCGGUGAAGAAAAGUUCACGUUCAUCGAGGAGGUCAAGGACCCCAAAUCCGUCACACUCCUGAUCAAAGGUCCCAAUCAGCACACCAUCACGCAGAUCAAGGAUGCUGUUCGUGAUGGCCUCCGCAGCGUGUAUAACAUGAUCGUCGACAAGAGCGUGGUCCCUGGUGCCGGAGCCUUCCAGGUCGCCUGCCACGCCCAUCUGACCGGCGAGAAGUUCCGCAAGGAAGUCAAGGGCAAGGCGAAGUACGGAGUAACCGCAUUCGCGGAUGCGCUGCUUGUGAUCCCCAAGACCCUCGCCGCCAACGCUGGCCAUGAUGUUCAGGAUUCCCUUGCCGCACUUCAGGAUGAGCAGGCGGAAGGCAAUGUCGUUGGUCUGGACCUCAUCACCGGUGAGCCGAUGGAUCCCGUCCAAGAAGGUGUAUUCGACUCUUUCCGAGUGCUGCGAAACUGCAUAGCAUCAAGCUCGGGCAUUGCCUCGAACUUGCUGCUAUGUGAUGAGAUGCUCAAAGCACGGCAGAUGGGCGGUGGAGGACCUCCAGGAGGAGACUGAUGACCAUACCUUUGGUGAAGGACUUCGAGUCGCUGCUGAAGGACCAACGUUGAAAGACGACCAUUAGAGUAUACCCAAAAAACAUUGCGGCACUGUACAGUAAUGAAAAUGCCUGUUAUCAUCGGCGACAGGGCGCUCUGGUCUAUAGGUCCAUUAGAAAUCAACUUCAGGGGUACAGCA
Eremomyces bilateralis CBS 781.70 is the source of this 1928-nucleotide messenger RNA. Its product is annotated as T-complex protein 1 zeta subunit. NCBI's taxonomy places the organism in Eukaryota, Fungi, Ascomycota, Dothideomycetes, Eremomycetales, Eremomycetaceae. Gene Ontology annotation, molecular function: ATP hydrolysis activity; ATP-dependent protein folding chaperone; ATP binding. The record is from RefSeq and is a predicted model, not a curated record. Gene Ontology annotation, biological process: protein folding. Gene Ontology annotation, cellular component: chaperonin-containing T-complex. Bases 132 to 1748 code for a protein of 538 amino acids. The transcript has 9 exons.